Caenorhabditis remanei is the source of this 1614-nucleotide messenger RNA. RefSeq lists its product as uncharacterized. Bases 1 to 1614 code for a protein of 537 amino acids. The record is from RefSeq and is a predicted model, not a curated record. The transcript is spliced from 6 exons. Lineage: Eukaryota; Metazoa; Nematoda; Chromadorea; Rhabditida; Rhabditidae.
AUGGACACUUUUUUGCAUCCGAUAGCUUAUAGCUUACUCAGUUUACGGAAAUACCGCUACAAACUUCAUCCUCUUCGAAUCUGCAAACUUGUUGCAUUCGUAUUCUUUGUGGUUGUUGUUUCUCUGAUAUUGAUUACUCCACUUCUAUCACAUAAUGAGAUAUUGUACAGUACACCCAAAGAGGUGCCGAUAUUACAAAAAACCCACGCUUUUAUUCACUCUGCCUAUUAUUAUCCAGUUUCCAAAUCACUUGGUAACAAUGCUGUUGCUCUGGUGACUACAAUGAAUAAACGAACGGUUCCUGUGAUUACGGAUUACACGAUUAAUCUGCAUGGAAGUCAUUUGAAGAAGCGGGUAGCCAACGUAGCUACUUUAACGACGGAACAUCUCCUAAACGAUCGUUGUGACUACUCUCUGGUUCUUGUCCAAACAAACUUGCUCACCGGAAUGACAAAGUUAGAGAUUGAGUCUGAAGGAGUGUUAACUGAGAUUCCGUUCAAAACACCAAAAUAUUCCGCUCCAAAACCAGUUGUUUUCUGUGUUUCUCCUCAAUUCGCUGCUGAACAAUGGCAAACUUUUCUGACUCAACUUCAUAUUUCCAAGAAAUACGGUGCCCAUCUCCAACUGUACGUGGUUUCCAUGGUAGAAUCCUACUAUAAACUUAUAAAAGAAUAUGAGAAACUUGGACUUGUCUCAAUUGAGCCAUGGCUUACAAUCAAGUUCCCAGUCACUGAUGGCCCAUAUCUCGAACCGAAUAGAAAUGUUGAACUGAGAAAUCAAGCUGCUGCUCAUACUGAUUGUAUUCUUAUGUACAAGGAAGCGGUCAGUUUUGUUGGAAUUCUGGAUAUGGAUGACAUUUUGAUUCCGAAUAAUGCCAACUCAUAUUACGAGGAAUUCGAAAGAGAGUACGGUGGAAGUUGGUUUGUCAGUGCACUUCAGUAUGGAAAGGCAGACUUCGAAACAAUAAAAGUAGCUGAGUUGGAAUCCCAAAGUAUAUCUGCAAUCGUGAGAAAUGCGAGAAGACUUCCAACAAAAGAUCAAGGAAAAUCCUUUGUUCGUCCAGAAAGAUUCAAUUCUUCUUGGUCUCAUUACUCAAGAAAUUCGGAUAACAAACCAAUUUACUGGACUCCAAAACAAACGGUUCCAUUGAUGAUGAGGAAGAAACAAAUGAAAUUUAACGGAAUUUUCCAUAUGAAAAAUAUGUAUUUGAAGAAUUUGACAGAUGUGAGAGAUGGAGCAGUUCCAUUGAAUCCAGGAGAUAAUAUCACACAAUUGAUCAGUGAGGAACAUCUGGCAGAGAUUGAUGCAGAGAUGAAGAGUAUCCUAUCCCUCGAACCGAUCGCCCAACUCUCUACAACUCUUCCCAAAGAUGAUUUCUAUAUGCCCAUAAUCUUCAAAUGUUACAAUGAUUCAUUCUAUCAUCUGCGUGACACAAAGACCCUCAUGAAUGACAUAACAUGUGUGAAUGCAUUUGAUUGUGAAUUACCACAACGAGAAGAUAUGCCAUGUAUCCAUUCAGAUGCCACGUAUCACUCCGGACCGUCCAUGUUUCCAAUCACUUUCCAUUGGGCUACUGAUCCAUUUUUUACCAAUGAAAUAGGAUGUUAUCAGUAG